Molecule: messenger RNA, 3766 nt
Organism: Coffea eugenioides
Lineage: Eukaryota; Viridiplantae; Streptophyta; Magnoliopsida; Gentianales; Rubiaceae
Product: probable inactive receptor kinase At5g10020
Exons: 3
Coding region: 218-3424 (1068 amino acids)
Biological process (GO): protein phosphorylation
Molecular function (GO): ATP binding; protein binding; protein kinase activity
Source: RefSeq, a predicted model, not a curated record
AGUCUCCCCCCAUACAUUCUUCCCCUAAUAUAAAAACCCUAAUUCUCUUGCUUCCCUCCCCUUUUGUCUCCUCUCCAACUACCGCUACCUCCACCACCGCCCCUAACUCUGCACCAUCACACCACUUUCCACCACCAUCAUCUCCGCCGCAGCCGCCUUCGCCUGUCAAAUGCCUCACCCCUAAUACACAUCGUCCUUUCUUACUCUCUCGACUCCAAUGACUCACACUCUCUCUCUUCUACUCACAUUCAUCCUCCUCCUCCACCACCUCCAACUCCGCCACUGCUCUGCUGUCGUGGACGACGAAAUCCGGUCACUUCUCGAGUUCAAAAAGGGAAUUAAAAUCGACCCAUUAAACAAAAUCUUCACCACAUGGAACGAAACCCUUUUAGAUCCAUCCAUUCGCUCCAGGAACAACGUCACUUGCCCCUCCUCCUUCUACGGCGUUUUGUGCGACCCUUCUUCCAACUCCAUCACUGCCAUUAAUCUCUCUGGCCUUGGCCUCUCCGGUGAGCUCAAGUUUAGUACCCUGUUGCCCCUAAAAUCCCUCCAAAACCUCACUCUCUCUGGUAACUCCUUCACCGGCCGUCUUGUCCCGGCCGUCGGAACUAUGACUACUCUGCAGCAUUUAGAUCUCUCAAACAACCAAUUCGUUGGCCCGAUUCCAGACCGGAUAAAUGAUCUCUGGGGCUUGAAUUAUCUCAAUUUAUCGCGAAAUAAUUUAACCGGGUGGUACCCCGGUAGUACCUAUAAUUUGAAUCAGUUGAAAGUGAUGGACUUGCAUCAAAAUUUCCUAAAUGGGAGCGUGGAAUUCUUAUUUUCGGUUCUCAGGAAUGUGGAGUAUGUGGAUUUGAGUGGAAAUUCGUUUGUGGGAUCCUUGGCAUUGAGUGCUCAGAAUGUCUCUAGCCUGGCUAAUACAGUUCAGUAUCUCAAUUUGAGUGGUAACAAUUUGGCUGGUGGAUUUUUCACGGCGGAUGUAAUGCAAUUGUUCAGGAAUUUGAGGACUCUGGAUUUGGGUGAUAAUGGGAUCAGUGCUGAGCUUCCGUCAAUGGCCACAUUGCCGAUUCUUCAAGUUCUGAAGUUGGGGAGUAAUCAAUUUUAUGGGUCUAUACCUGUGGAGCUCUUACAGGGGCCUGUCCCAUUGGUGGAGUUGGAUCUUAGUAGCAAUCAGUUUUCGAAUUCUAUCCAAGAGGUUAACUCGACUACAUUGCGUACGUUGAACCUUUCGUCCAAUGUGCUCUCAGGUUCACUUCCACCUUCUUUGGGAAAUUGUGUUCUUGCUGAUUUGAGUAGAAAUAUGCUAUCCGAUGACAUCAGAGUAAUGGAUAAUUGGGGAGGCAGUUUGGAAGUUCUAGACUUGAGCUCGAACAAUUUGACUGGAAGCAUUUCUAACUGGACACUGUUGCAGAGGCUGAGCCUGCUAAGUUUUAGAAAUAACUCCUUGGUGGGAAGCGUGCCUAGCGAACUGGGGGAUAGUCCAAGGCUGGCCACCCUCGAUCUCAGCUCUAAUAAACUUGAUGGGAGCCUCCCUGGUUCUCUCUUUAAAUCCCAGACCUUGACCAGCUUGAACAUGUCUGGAAAUCAUUUGAAUGGAAGAAUUCCUAUUGGUGCUUCAGGUGCCAGUGAGUUAUUAGCACUUCCUUCAUCUUUUCCGAUAGAGUUGCUUGAUCUUUCAGAUAAUUCCUUGACAGGAAUCUUACCUUCUGAUGUUGGUAACUUGGGGAGGCUUAGAUUACUGAAUCUGGCAAGAAAUCAAAUGUCUGGAGACCUGCCAAGUGAACUGAACAAAAUUAAUGGCUUGGAAUAUCUUGAUCUAUCAAAUAAUAAUUUCAAGGGCAAGAUCCCUGAUGAACUUUCUUCAAGACUUGAAGUUUUUAAUGUGUCAUACAAUGAUUUAGAGGGGACAGUCCCAGAAAAUUUGAUACAUUUUCCAGAUUCUUCAUUUCAUCCUGGGAACACCUUGCUUAUACUUCCACCUGGGGGAUCAUCUCCACAUCACAAAGUUCCUGAUGAAAUUGAUGUUAGAGGAAAACAUCAUAGCUCGAAAUCUAGUAUAAGGAUAGCUAUUAUAGUUGCCUCUGUCGGAGCUGUUGUCAUGAUUGCCUUUGUUUUACUGGCAUACUAUCGAGCUCAGCACCAUGACUUCCGUGGGCAGAGCGGAUUUAGCGGCCAGACUGCUGGUCGAGAUGAUAGACUAGGAAGAUUUAGUCGGCCUUCGCUUUUCAAGUUCCAUACUGAGGAGCCACCUCCCACAUCCUUGAGCUUUUCUAAUGAUCAUCUGCUGCCUUCGAACUCAAGAUCCUUGUCAGGUCCACUGGACUCCAGUACUGAAAUUGUUGAACGUGUUUUGCCUGAGGGUUCUGCAACUGGUUCUACAUAUGUGAAUCCCAAUGUACAAGAUAAUUGUCCUGCAACAUCUGGAAGAAAGUCCUCUCCAGGUUCUCCAAUUGCUUCCUCACCCCGUUUCAUUGACACAUUUGAACAACCGGUGAUUUUGGAUGUGUAUUCGCCGGAUCGAUUGGCUGGAGAACUGUUCUUUCUGGAUGCUUCACUGGCAUUUACAGCUGAGGAGUUGUCUCGUGCUCCGGCUGAAGUUCUUGGUAGGAGCAGCCAUGGUACCUUAUACAAAGCUACCCUUGACAACGGUCAUAUGCUUACCGUGAAGUGGUUGAGAGUAGGAUUGGUCAAAAAUAAGAAAGAAUUUGCAAAAGAAGUAAGAAAGAUUGGAUCAAUAAGGCACCCCAAUGUUGUUUCUUUGCGAGCUUACUACUGGGGACCUAGAGAACAAGAGCGACUUGUCUUAGCAGACUACAUACAGGGAGAUAGCUUGGCUCUUCAUCUUUAUGAGACAACGCCUCGGAGGUACUCCCCGUUAUCAUUCAGUCAAAGGGUAAAGGUCGCUGUUGAUGUUGCUCGCUGUCUGAUGUACCUUCAUGAAAGAGGAUUGCCUCAUGGAAACUUAAAGCCUACGAAUGUAAUCUUGGAGGGGCCUAACUACAAUGCUCGUCUAACAGAUUAUUGUCUCCACCGCCUGAUGACUCCAGCUGGCAUCGCUGAGCAGAUACUGAACCUGGGGACCCUUGGAUAUCGUGCCCCAGAGCUUGCAAAUGCCACAAAACCUAUGCCAUCAUUUAAGGCUGAUGUUUAUGCACUGGGUGUUAUUCUGAUGGAAUUGCUGACCAGAAGAAGUGCUGGUGACAUCAUCUCUGGUGAAUCAGGAGCUGUUGAUCUUACAGACUGGGUUCGGCUAUGUGAUCAAGAAGGUCGAGGAAUGGACUGUAUUGACAGAGAUAUUGCUGGUGGGGAAGAGCAUUCAAAAGCGAUGAAUGACUUGCUUGCCAUAUCGCUUCGGUGUAUCCUUCCCGUAAAUGAAAGGCCCAACAUCAGACAAGUUUGUGGAGAUCUCUGCUCAAUAGAUCUGUGAAGCUUUGUACAUCUGUUGGAAUAGUUCUUUGCUUGACUUGAUUGUUCAUUGUAUUUUCCCUUUCCUUUUUCACCUGAUUGAUUUGGUUGCCUCCUAAUCCAGGCAAUUAUAACCUCCCCCCCUGCAAUUUUUGUGUAAAGGGAUGAUUGAUCCAUUGAUUGAUUGACCAUAUUCUUUAGUUUGAUUGUGAGUCCAGCGAGCUAUUUUUGUCAUUAUUUCUGUUGACAAAUAAUAGCUCGACCUUGUGUAGUUCACUCACAGCUAUUAGUAAAGUUCCAUUUCCUUUUCUUCUUGUAAUUUGACUGUUGCUUUUACAUCAUCACAUUCCUGUUGGGGCGAUCA